Molecule: messenger RNA, 4021 nt
Organism: Phytophthora nicotianae INRA-310
Lineage: Eukaryota; Oomycota; Peronosporomycetes; Peronosporales; Peronosporaceae
Exons: 4
Coding region: 1027-3924 (965 amino acids)
Biological process (GO): transmembrane transport
Cellular component (GO): plasma membrane
Molecular function (GO): transmembrane transporter activity; calcium ion binding
Source: RefSeq, a predicted model, not a curated record
GGAAUCCUCCUAAUCGAUACCUAGGACUCCCUUCUUAAAAGACUCUUCUUGAAUGGGAGGCUUCUUUGGUGAUGCCACUGAAUGAGGAGGCUUCUUUUGUGAUGCCAUCGUUACACGGACUGACUGCAGUCGCGUCUGUAAUUUUGACGCUCAAGCUUUCCCACUAGGGUCGUUUCUAACCAGAUGAUAUUAGAGUCCACUAAAUGAGGUUUCGCAACAUCUCAUCGGCCCAUCCUGCAGGCCGCUCGCCAGCUGAUGAAGUUCACUACGAAAUUCUCGCAAUGAUGCCGAGUCCGCACAAGAAGGAGACGAGGGCUCGAAGUCCGUCGGCUUUAGAGAUCGCAUCCGGAAUGACCGGUGUAGGCGAAAACUACAUGGACUUGGAUUCACCCACGACCCCGACAACUCAAUCCAUGAAAUUGAGACUUCGCAAGCAACUUUCGACCGCUUCCUCUUCCAUGGCAAACGAAGAAACUCGAGGACUCAAAACCGUAACGCGAGUCAAGAAAAUCAGUCGUCGACCGGAAGAAAGAGCUUUUCGUAGGCAUAUUGGCUGUGCGGCUCGAGCUGCUGCAGGAGUGUUAUUAGCUGGGGUUAUUCAGACGGGGUCUUCGGCGUCUUCUACAGGCUCCAAGUUCCUGCCUUCAUUCUACUACCUAGGAGGGUUAGCGUAUGCUGCCAUUAUGGUAAUUUAUGCGUCGGCACCGACAGUGGGUGGUGUGGUGCAGCAGAUCUGGCAGAUCGACUUGGGCGUGGGGCUGGCAUUGCUGUACAACUUUGGAGUGUUUUUGGUCAUUCCGAUCACACAAGGAGAUCUCGUCUCGGUACCAGAGAAUCUGAACGACACACCGUAUUUUGUGAGCCUGCACGACUGGGGAUUGGUGUCACCUUUCAUGCUUGCCUUCACGUUCGCGAUCUUCGUGCUACCGAUUGUAAGUGAAGCGUAAUACUCUUGGCUUCUUUCGUAUGCAAGAGACUGAGCUGUUCAUGGUACCGUAGCACCACAACGUCAAGAAGUUCGCGGUCAUGUCCAAUGCCUUCUUCAUGUUGAAAUUUAUUAAUCCCAUGAAUCCAAGAGUUGGCGGUACAGAUUUGAAGGACCUUAACAACAGCGACUACGCCACCCAGGGUCUUAUGAAGAACUUAGCGGUAUACAGCAUUAUAGGAGUUGUUGGCACGCUGAUCUCGCUGAUGACCGUGCUACUACCCACUCCACUCUUCGCGACCAAGAAGUUAAUGCGGCACAUGGGUCACGCACCAACUGACAUCCGCAAGAUCCUCAACUUGAUCAUGGAUUCAUACUGUUUCCGAGUCAAAGAUAUCAAGAAAAUGGACUUCUUUCGCUUACGACUCGACCGAUUACUUAACGCAGCGCAACACAGAUUAUCCGAGAUGGAGGAUCUUUUGGAUGAUUGCUGGUGGGAGGAGAUCGUGGGCGUGGGUUUGUGCCUCACGUUCAAUAAAAAUGUCGCCAAGCAGUUUGUCAAACUUUACGGGAGACUUCUAAAGGACUUGCGAGCGAUGAAAUUUGCGAUUGAGGCUGAAAAUGGCCAUUGGACACACGUGGUUUUAAUGAAGAGAAUGCAGCAGAGUCUGCAUAUUAUGCAGGCAGAGGCUAAUGAUUUGUUGCAAGAGAUAGCGAACAGAGUGCUGGAAGCCUCGACAGAGAUGCCCACACCGAAAUUCACGCACUUGGAGCAAACUGUCUGUCAUUUCAUGAAGAAAUACACCAAACUAUAUGGCGCUAUGCUCUCUGCUGAGGUGCACACUACUGGAGACGUAGGGAAGACCAUGUCUCUCAACGUAUUUGUCUACUCGUUCCACUCGUUCGUGCACACUCUAUUAGAGUUUGAAGAGCGUUUGAGUCACAAGAAUUUUACAUGUCGAUACCGUAUCGUCAAGUUCUUCAAGAUGGUGUGGUGCAGUAUCUACCAGGGCACUAUGUACAUGAAGAGGAUGAUCGUGUUUGCAGUGCGUACGACACUGGCUGUAUUGAUAGCGUACUGCAUCUCCACGUUCGUGUUUGCCUUCAGCGCAACCGGCCCGACAGCCAUCGCUAUGGUGGCACAAUUCCAUGUCGGUGGCACGUACGGGAACAUGAGGAAUCGCAUGGCUGGACUGGUGGCAGGCACCGUCGUUCCCUCCAUUCUCCACUUCUUUGUAUGCAAAAUCUCCGACGUGGUCUUCUACAACGCACUUAAUAACGCCGUGCUGUUCGUGUGGAUUGUGGGAUCCAUGUACGUGUGCUACAGCUCGUCGUAUCUGCGUAUGGCUGGGAUGGUCUCGGCGUACAUGUCGGCUUCAGUAUUGCUCGAUCACAGCUGCCGAACAACGACCAAAGCGCUGUCGUACUCAAGUUUAACCGAGAACUCUGUGGCCAUUAUGACCUUGAUGAUCGUUGAAGGUAUUCUACAGCCACAGAGUGCACGUAGCCUGUUGCGGUCGAAUAUCCAGCAGGUUCUAUGGGCAUAUAGCAAGGUCUUUCGUCGUGUAUUUACGCAUCAUAUUACCAGCACCGACGCCACCGCUCCGAGUGUCGGUGAUCUACCAACUGUGAAUGAGACGGAUACCAUGAAAGCGAAGCUAAGUGAAGAAGAGACCAGAGCUUUACACAAGGAAUUAUCGCUCGUAUUACCGACAAUUCUUAAGCAACAGAAGAAGCUCGUCCAUGACGCUACUGCUGAGCCCAGCUUGUGGAAGCCCAAGUUUUCUAACGAACAGUACACGCAGGUGUUAUCAGUCUGCUGGACGCUACUUGAUCGACUUCGACUGCUCUCUGAUCUCGUGGAAUGGAGAGAAAGAUCGUAUAGAAACUGCGUUCAUGAAGGCUACCGCUUAAAGCGCAGGAACGCUGGAAGUCUCAACGAUGAAUGUACCGCUGCGUUCAAAGAGCAAGAGGAAGAGCGAGCGCAACAGCCUGAAACAGUCUACUUUACUGCUGUUGCUCCAACAACUGAGGAUAUGAUCCCUGAAGCUCCGUUACCGCCUCUUCCUUCAAAUGCCACCCCGGCUGUAGCUAAAGCGAGGUGGGAUAGCAGUCGAAAUGCCUAUGAAUCCGUGGUGGACGAGUCGUUGGAGGCUCUGGUGACGCUGUUCAGUAAAGAUUUCACGUAUAAAACAGCAGACGACUACGCCAUUUAUCUCCAGAUGAAGGAGGCAUUUCGCAUCGCUGAUAAAGACUGCAGCGGCACUGUAGACGCGUCUGAACUCGUUGUGUUGCUCGAAAAGCUCAUGCCGUACACUGGAGAUCAAGGUAGUGUACACAUGGAGCAAUAUGUCGACGAAUUCAUGAGGCUUGUGGACAAGAACCACGACGGACAGGUCACAUUUGCCGAGUUCAUGCAGGCGUUGAAUGAUGGCUUCCGACUUGAGCUCGAGAUCUAUGAGAACACAGCACAGAUGAUCCCAAGCAACACAGGUCAGUUGAACAAGGAACCCCCACUCCAACAAGAGGGUCCUGCUUCGAUGGAUAUCUCGGACGACAGCUCAGCUGUUGAUCUACUGGAAUCAAGCACCGCUACUAGCGAUGCGCUCAUGACGCUGCCUAGUUCAGCUGCAAGAGUGCUUAUGCCUCAAUCAACGACGUUUUUCACCGCACCGUCCUCCUUGUCGGGUCUAGACUCGGUGCUUGGUAGUGACGACGAGAGAGAGCAGAUUCCGCAGAUCGGUACUAGUCGCCGCCGUUGGUGGACACAGACUCGCACUGAGAGUACUGGUGUUGCGCUUCUGAACGUGGAGUCCUUCUCUUUGAACGAAGCUGCCGCGACGUUAAAGCAAAGCUAUAGUGAGCUCUUACUGCGCUCACUGGACGAUGACGACCAACACGUUACUAUGGAGGAUUUCAUAGUCAUGAGUUGCCUCAUUAGCGCCUGUGAAGACAUCGCUGCAAAUUUGACUCGGCUCAACACACUCGCAGCUUCUUAGAAUAGCACGCGGGGUCGUUAGUAAAAAAUAAAUGUAUUGUACUGCUAGAGCACUAGAAAGCUAAUGACAGGAAGAGCAUCCUUCAGCUUCGGUGUCC